GGUUAUGUUAUAUGUCAUAUGUAAUUGUUAUUAUUUCUCUUGAAGAUUUUUUGUGUCCGUCUAAAAUAUAAAGGAUUUUAUAAUGGAUUUAGGGGAAUUCGAAAUGAGCAAAAUCAAACAGGAAGUCGUCUAUAACGAUUUAACCGAAGCCUUUGGAACAGAGGAAAUUGGACAAAAUGAAGUAGAUUCUACUAGUGACACAAAAUGUUUGGAUCAAAGUUUUCAAAAGCAGAAUGAUGAAACCUGCACCGAGAAUCAGGAAAAUGUAUGCGGUAGGAAACUGAUAAAAGAAGAUGAGGAAGAAGUUGAUGUUUACCUUGAAAGUUUAAAAACCGAAAAUGAUGAAAAUACCUCGGUGAAAUCUGAAAUUUGUGAUGUGUGUAACGGAAAAUUAAAUACUAAAACAGACGCCACUAAUUAUACAAUUGAUGGCUUCAGUUGCUUUUGCCAAGAAGAACAGGAAUCGAAACCAGAAUAUAUAAAUUGUGAGGAUCUAGUCCAAGAAUGUGGCCCUAAUGCAGUUUCCAAAAUAAAAGGUGAACCAAAGUUUGGGGAGGAAGUAACCUGUGAAAAAACCUCAUUGGCAGUAUGCAAGAGUGAAAGGACUUGCAAAAUAUGUGAAAAAGUUUUUGAACACAAGCAGAAUUUAAAGGAGCAUAUGAGGAGUCAUUCAGAGGAAAAAUCUUUUUUUUGUCGAUUCUGUUCAAGGUAUUUCAAACAAGAGACCUCCUUGAAACUUCAUGAAAGUCUGCAUUUAGAAGAUACGUUAUUCACUUGCAAGAUCUGUAAAAAAGUUUUCGACAGCAACUAUAGUUUGAAGUUGCAUAUGAGAAGUCAUUCGGAAGAAAAGCCAUUCUAUUGCGAAGUCUGUUCAAAGUAUUUCAAACUCAAAAAAACCAUGGAUUUUCACAGGAGAUUUCAUGCAGGAGAAACAUCGGUUUCUUGUGAAAUCUGCAAUAAAGUAUUUAUAAAUAUUUACAAUUUAAGAGAUCAUAUGAAAAGUCACAAAGUUGAAAAACCAUUUCAGUGCCAAUUGUGUUCUAAAUAUUUCAAAUAUAAGAGAACUUUGAGAGACCAUAUGGAAUUAUUGCAUGAGAAAGAGAAAACAUCAUGUGAAACUUCAUCGAUCCAUCUUGAGGCAGCUCAAUCCAGAAAAGGGCUAUUUUGUGAAAUUUGUUCCAAACGCUUCAAAAACAAUGGUCAUUUGAAGGAGCAUAUGAGAGUCCAUACAGGAGAGAAACCAUUCAUUUGUAGUUUUUGCCCAAAAUCGUUCAGUUACAAGUGUGCUUUGAAAAAACACGAGAGAACUCACACAGAAGAGAAGCCAUUCAGUUGCACAGUUUGUUUGAAAUCUUUCUCCCAGAGCAUGUAUUUGAAGGAACAUGCAAAAAAACAUGAUAUAGAACAAGAUAAAUCAUUUUGUUGUAGAGUGUGUUCGAAAUCUUUCAGAGAAAAAAGAUUAUUGACAAGGCAUGAGAUGAUUCAUAGAACAGAAAAACUAUUUCAUUGUGGCGUCUGCUCGAAAUCAUUCAAACACGAUAUUGCGUUGAGAGUUCAUCAGAAGAAUCAUGUGGAAGAAAAAUUAUUCCAAUGCGACAUCUGCUCAAAAUCAUUCAAACACAAAGAAGCCUUGAGAAUGCAUCAGAAUAUGCAUACAGAGGAAAGGUUUCAGUGUGAAAUAUGCCACAAGUUGAUCAAACAUAGAACUAGUUUAAAAGCUCAUCUCAGGGCUCAUUCGAAAGAAAAAACAGUUGUUGAGGAACUUCACGAUUCAACGUGAGAGAAGUGAGAUUUUUCAAUAGGUUCCUGCAGAAUUUUCUUUUAAAUAAAAUGCAUAUCAAUUUUCAACAAA
Molecule: messenger RNA, 1852 nt
Organism: Leptinotarsa decemlineata (Colorado potato beetle)
Lineage: Eukaryota; Metazoa; Arthropoda; Insecta; Coleoptera; Chrysomelidae
Biological process (GO): regulation of transcription by RNA polymerase II
Cellular component (GO): nucleus
Molecular function (GO): sequence-specific DNA binding; DNA-binding transcription factor activity, RNA polymerase II-specific
Source: RefSeq, a predicted model, not a curated record